CUCUCAUCAGCUGACUGAGGAGCAGUUGCUAACAGCACCAUGAGGUUGACCAGCAUUUCCAUCUUCCUUGGCUUCUUCAUCCUGUGCCAAGUGGCGCCAUCCACUUGUGCCACAACGGAGGCACGUCCUUUUUUUGGCAUUAAACUUGGGGAUUGUCCUCACAAUGAUGCCAUCUGCCAUGGGAAACCUGUUGGGAACCGGUGCUUGAACGACACCCAGUGCCCAAGUUCACUGAAAUGCUGCCCAGGCCCCUGCGGCAAAACCUGCCUCCAGCCUGUGAAUGUGAAACCGGAUCACUGUCCACCGGAUACUGAACAAGAUGUUAAGAAUUUUAAUUACUGCAAUAAAGAUGAUGAUUGUAAAGGAAAACAGAAAUGCUGCUUUGCUUUUUGGGGUUCGGAAUGUCUCGAUACACAGAAAGAAAAGCCUAAAAACUGCCCUGAAAAAGUUUUCAAAUGUCCUAAAAUAUUGAGGGGUGAGUGUACUCAUGACACUCAGUGCAAAGGGGUGAAGAAGUGCUGCUUCUCUGACUGCGCCUUGCGCUGUGUGGAUCCAGUAUAAAGUACCUGAGACACAGGAUGCUUCUGCAGAGAAGGAGACAACUUGUUCCCACGGUCAUCCAAUGGAACCUCGGCGUGAUCCGGCUGAAACACAAAUCUUCCAAUAAAGUUGUCUAGAUCAGA
This is a messenger RNA of Podarcis muralis (Common wall lizard), 683 nucleotides long. The record is from RefSeq and is a predicted model, not a curated record. NCBI's taxonomy places the organism in Eukaryota, Metazoa, Chordata, Lepidosauria, Squamata, Lacertidae.